ACGACGGCGGCGACGGCGACGGCGACGGCGACGACGGCGGCGACGACGGCGACGACGACGACGACGCCGACGCCGCCGGGAAGCAAAAGGAUAUCGGUCGCGUCGAAUACCCGAGCCUGUUCGUAGUAGCGGUAUACAUCAACACUAGUUGUAGUAGUAGUAAUCAUAGUACACGUCGCGGACUAAUCCUGUCGGCACGUCGUGAACAAGCUCCAGUGAAAAAGCUCGCCGAGACGCAACAACGAGAGAGGAAGAGAGGGAGAGAGAUAGGAGGAGGACACAGUGUGAGAAGGAAAGAGCCUGGUGAAGGAUCGAGUACUGCGAUCACACGCAGGUAGGUCCAUCCAGAGGGAGGCAUCGGCAAGGAACCGCUCCUCAACGCCGCCGCUCCAGCAGCAUGACCCAGCCUUAGUACGGCUCUCCUGUCGUAAACCCUCCGCGGCGCGACACGAUACGACACGUAGAAGAAGGUGGUGGAGGAGUCGGAGGUGGUGCUGGCGGCGGAGGAGGCAGAGGGGACGAAGGGGGCCAGGGAAAGGGUGGAGGACACCGAGGAGGACGGAGAAGAAGAAGAAGAAGGUGGAGGAGGACGGAGGAGGAAGCCUCGCAACGACGGCGAACGUCCUCGAGGGUGCGAACCACCAACAGCGGCACCACCGCCGACGUCGACGACGACGAUGAUCGCGACGGGCGGUGAUCGGCGUACAUGCUGGAGGCGGAGACGCCGAUUGGCGUUGGUGACUUUGCUCUCCGCGGUUUUAGCCUUCGCGAUGGGCCCCUCGUCGUCUUCGGGCCACAGACCGGCGCCGAAUAACCCAAUCACAUUUCAUACCACUACGAGUAGCACAACCAUGCCCGUCCGAGUGCGGCUGGGUAACGGCACCAGCGUGCAAGUGUACGAUAGCAAAAACUACUAUGUUAACGUUGCGGGUCUCGACGGGCACAAUAAUAGGACUAAUAACGAUAACGAAACGGACAUCAAGAGGCCGCUCUUCCCGGAAGAUCUUUUCAGUAUCGAAUCACGGCGCCGCGGUGCCGUGAUACUUCACAUACUCGGCGUAGUGUACAUGUUUGUCGCGUUAGCGAUUGUUUGCGACGAGUUCUUCGUACCGUCGUUAGACGUGAUCAUCGAGAAGCUCGAUAUCGCCGACGAUGUGGCUGGUGCUACUUUCAUGGCGGCCGGUGGAUCGGCGCCCGAACUCUUCACAUCGAUCAUAGGCGUGUUCGUGUCGUUCGACGACGUCGGUAUCGGAACUAUCGUCGGAUCCGCCGUCUUCAACAUCCUUUUCGUGAUCGGCAUGUGCGCUAUAUUCUCGCGUACCGUGCUGUCGCUCACAUGGUGGCCUCUAUUUCGCGAUUGCACUUUCUAUUGCGCCAGUCUGCUCACCCUGAUCUACUUCUUCCGCGACAGUUAUAUAUACUGGUACGAGGCACUCGUGCUCUUUGGAUUCUACUUGGCUUAUGUGAGCUUCAUGAAGUGGAAUCAACCGAUGGAGAAAAUGGUCAAAAGGAUACUCUACAGGAAUAAGGUGACCCGGGUCAGGUCUACCGAUCAGCUGAUGCCUUCGCACCAGAGCGCCGCCCAGGCAUUGCAGCAUCCGAACGCGAUCAACAAUAGCGAGACGAGCGUGGGCGGUACGUCGGGUGCGUGCGGAAGCAUCCCGGCGCCCGGGGAGGCCGGAUGCAGCAGCAGGGUUGGCAGCAACAGCGGCGGCGGCGGCGGCGGCGGCGUCGGCGGCAGCGGCGGCGGCGGCGGCACAGGCUCCGGAGGACAAGGGUGCGAGCAAGCUCACGGGGGUCCGUCGUCCUCUCAUCACCACUCGCGAGAGAGCCACGCCAAGUUCCGGCACGGCCUGCUGCAGCUCAUGAUCCACACGAUCGAUCCGCUCCACGACGGUCAGUCCCGCGCCGGCAAGGUGGACGAGAAAGCGACGCAGCUGCAUGCGAUAGCGUCGCUGAAGGUGCUGCUGGAUGCCACCAAGCCGCAUAACGGCGCCGCGACGUCGACCGCCGCCCAUUAUUCCGGCGCAUCCUCGAAGGAGACGACUCUGCAGCUGCAGCAGGGCUCGCAAGGCACCACCACCACCACCACGACUACGACAACCACCGCCGGUACCACCGCCGGUAUUCAGGAACUUCCGAACGGCGGUAUCGCCGCCGGCCUCGACGCUGGACUCGAUUCGGGUGAAGAGGAUGAACCAGGUCCAGAGGGUUUGAAUAUGAGCUGGCCGAACAGCCCUAGAAAAAGGCUAACUUACAUUUUGGUCCUGCCAAUCUUAUUUCCUCUUUGGUUGACGUUACCGGAUACGAGAACACCUAGAGGGAAGAAGUUCUUCCCGAUAACGUUCAUGGGCUCGAUCUUCUGGAUCGCGGCGUACUCGUACCUGAUGGUCUGGUGGGCGAACGUCUUCGGCGACACGGUGGCCAUACCGCCGGAAGUGAUGGGCCUGACGUUCCUCGCAGCUGGCACCAGCAUACCGGACCUCAUAACAAGCGUCAUCGUGGCGCGAAAGGGAUACGGCGAUAUGGCCGUGUCGAGUUCCGUCGGCAGUAACAUCUUCGACGUGACCGUAGGGCUUCCGGUUCCAUGGCUCCUAUACGGUUUAAUCUACGGGAAACCCGUGGAGGUGAACUCAGUGGGCAUGGUGUGCAGCAUAGCGAUACUGUUUUGCAUGCUGCUGUUCGUGAUCAUGAGCAUCGCCUGCUUCAGAUGGAAAAUGAACAGGGGCCUCGGCUUCACGAUGUUCAUCCUCUACUUCGUCUUCGUCGCUGUCUCGCUGAUGUUCGAGUACGAGAUUCUGACCUGCCCGGUGUAGGGCAGCCAGGACAGCGCAGCCGCGGCAGCAGAGGUAUCCCCCCCUCCUCCUCCCCCCCUAAAAAAAAAAACUUCUUUCCCCGGAGGAAACCGAUACGUCUGCGAAACGGACGCACAGUUACGGGUCUCGUCAUCAUCAUCGUCAUCGUCGUCGGCGAGUCGACGAGAGAAUUCUUCCCCGCGGUCGCCGCUUCGAGCCGAGGAGGAAACCGCGCCAGUCAUUAACCUUCACGCGCGCGCGCGCGCGCGUGAAGGAGACUUUGACAGUACGAACGGCAAUAGCAGCACCACUAUCACACCGCCACUAUCACCGAUCAUCGGGUCACGGCAACAACUUCGCGUAUAACAGAUUACGAGGCGUUUUGCUCUAGUCGCGAGAGGUGUACAUAUUGUAUAAAAAUCUUGAAAUACCUGAAACGAAAUACUCGUCUUAUUAAGGAUUAACCGAGUCCACUCGAGUGCGCUACUUUAUUAUUUAGGCAUGGCGAGCGCGUUAGCCGAUCGUGCCAAGGAUCAAAUAUAAUUUUAUAUAAUUCCCCAAAGUUUUCUGGCACAGACACUUCCUUCCUCCUCCUUUCUUUCUUUUCCUUCAUUUCCUCUUCUUUCACAUCCUACUUCUUGUUAAUCAAUAAGCGACACUGAACAUCAAACAAAUUGAUUGCCUUAACUUAUUAUUACUUCACCUGAAGUCAUUACAAUAAAGGUUCACAGAAAGCUGUCCUACAUUUCUAAUUACUUCUGGUUAUAAUCACGGGUAUCGUCAGAUAACGCUUGAUUCGUGUAUUUGCCACGAAACAUCACGUUUUUCCGAGUAUACCUAUAACAGCAAUAAUAUUAGACUUAAAACGCGAUGUUACCGUUUACAAAACGUUACCGUAAGGUCUUCUCUCUCGUUUGACUCCUUGGCACGCUCACGUCCAUAUAUUAUACAUAACGUUAUCCCUAGAAGAAGUGACCUGACCGCUCGCCGAUUUUUCUCUAAAACAAAAGGUAUUAUUCUCUACGUCUUCAAUAUCGUAGAAUAGCGUUAUAUAACUUUUCACUCUGUUGUACUCACGGAAUCCAGGCUGAUGCGGUGCGAUGUUUGUCGUUCCGUUUUGAUGACGCAAACGACGUUCGCUCAUGAGUUCAUCUCGAGUGCCAUAUAUGCCAGGUGCGCACUUCAGGCAAGUCGUAUAACUUUAUAUACUUUUCGUUAACCAAAAUUACUUACAGUGUGUUACAAUGUAUUACAAUAUAUUGUGUUAUGCGAGGAACUCUUUUGUCGCAAACGCUGAAAAUAUUUUAUUUCUUUUCCUCAUUUUACUUUCCAAUUUAAUAAUGGCAAAUUAUUAGCAAAAAUUAAAAUAAAAGCAUGUUUGACUGUUUUAAUAAAAUAUUCGUUCUACAUUCGUGAAAUUGCAUGAAGCGCCAUUGAGAAAGUCUUCAAACAUUGAUUUAUUAAAUUGAUAUGAUUCAAGCACUGGCAAUCAAACGUCUCAAACGAAACGGCUGAUCGUCGCACCGAAUUUUCAGCGUACAAUCGGAACAAAUGUUGCUACGCGAAUAAGAUAUGAUAGCAAUAAAAAUAUGAAACAUUGAUCGGAAAUCAGUUGAAAUCUCUUUGCCGCUUAUAUUUUCUUCACUUUUGUUUCGAAUCGCUAAAUUGCACAGUUGCGAGUCGGUUUAUGAGUAAAAAAGGAAACAUUUAUUGCGUGGUAUUAAUUUACAGUUUAGAGAAAAGACAAUUGCUUAUUUACAUAAAUCAUCCGUUUGAAAAAAGCGCCUUUUCGACCAAUUAAAUUUCCAUUCUUAAAUGUUGCUUGAGAAAUUUAUUCAUGACGUUGUCGAGAAAAAUUGCGCAGUAAAAACCUCGGCAAAUUUUUUUAUUGUAUUACUGAUCAGUGUAAAAUUAAUUCACAAGUCCAAGGAAACAUCUCGUUCGCGUAAGACAUUUAGGUUCCGAUUCCGAGCGUGUUUUCUCUUAAAUACAAUUAUUACUAUUACUGUAACUAUAAUCUGUAAGCGACAUGCGAAAAAAAGCAGAUUUUCUUAAGUGCAUAGAGAAAAUUGUCGCAAAAAUCAUAUAUUCGAAUUGGUGCUUGUGAAAAUUCUAAAGAUUACUUCCAAGAGUGCUCGUGUCGCUUACUGAUGCAUCUUACGUGCGAUCGAAUUCUCAUGCGAUAUUCUCUCUGCAUAGGAAAAGUAUCGAGAUACACUGCAGAUAUAUUUGCACGCGUGUAAGUAAUGUAUUAUUAUUAUGAUAUGCUCUUACGAAGUGAAAGAAACAGACGAAUGUCGAGUUGUUUAGACAUUGCACUUUCCGUGAUGUUCCACAUCAGCUUGAUACUCUCCGAGCAGUUGUUCUUUUGCUAACUUCUUUCAAGUUUUCGACAUUGCACUAUAACACUCUACUAAGAUACCGUUAGAAAAUAUGAUUAUUAUGGUUGUUACAUGUACACAGUGAAGAUAAACGGGUAAUAGAACAUGAACAAGUUUACACAGGUGUGUAUGCGCGUAAGAUUGAGAGAAAGAAAGAGAAAGAGAACGAGAUAAAGAAAGAGAACGAUUUUUUAGUUCGAGAUAAAAGAAAGAGAAAAGGAGAGAAGAAGUAGGAACAUGUACAGCCAGGGCAUGACAGAAUGGGGCGAUUUUUAAUCCAGGUUACAAGACCCGUGUUGUAUAAAGCGUUUGUAAAGGAUAAAGUUUUAAGGACAUAGAGGUAAUAGUUAUAAUGUGAUAUAUCGAUUAUAUUACAUACGAGGUGAGCAAAAUGUUAUUACACCUACCUACACACAAUUUGAGAGAGACACAAACAGAGGAAUAACAUUACAUUUUCGGUAGCCUGAACGCCUAAAAGCGGCCUAGCUUUUUAUGAAGCCCACAGCUAAUGCAAAAAUUAAUCCGCGAUAUGAAGAAGGAAAAGACCAUAAUUAUAUAAAAGUACCGUCUACGUUAAUCGAUAGAACGAAUUUUAGGUUAUCAAAAUCACACGUACAUACAAUAGAGAGAGAAAGAUAAAAUGUGUGUGUAUGUGUGUGUGUGUGUUGUGUGUGUGUGAAAAUUCGACGAUGAAACAUAUACGAAGAAUAUAUGAAUUAUAUAUUAUAUUAUAUAUUUAACGUUACAUUUAUCGCAUUUUGUAUGGUCCCGACGUUGGAAAAAGGAUGGUCUUUCGGUUUCGCAGCUUAUGUUUCAGUAUUUACGCCCAUGUGACAAUUAUUAUUACGUUUAGCCUUCCUACUUUAGCUACGUCUACCUGUUUCUGAUCUGCCCAAAUCGUAACGGUGCAAUCUCUAUGCGUUCGAUUGCAGUGAAAAAAUUUCGUACCCUGCAAUGCUUCGAUCCCUCACGCAGUGAAAAAGAUCGUGAAUCGCGCCCAAAGGUAAAAGAGGCUAAAGUUGAUCGAUGAUCCGCGUAGCGUCCGUUAAUGAUUAAAGUAGCGAGAAAAAAGAUACGAUAUCAAUAACUUUCGAUUAGACUGCGUAUUUUUUUGCGCGAUACGACAAAGGAUGAUUUAACUGCAACGUUAAACUUUAAAGAGAUAGUGCAGAUAAUUUGCAACUACUACAGAACCAUUAUGGUUACCGCACGAGAACAAGCAAUGAAUGGCAGUAAUCUUAGCAACAAUGCGAUCUCCUCGACCACUACUUAAGAUAGUGAUGCUCCUUUCUUGCGACAGAGCUCUCGGCAUUACAUCGACAAAAUGGAUUUCGCCCGCUGCACUACCCUCUGCGCCAAUUAAUUCCAAAGAAGAGUCUCGUUACUUUAGUGUUUUAUGAAAUUUCACUUCCGAAUGAAACAACCACUUUGAAAUUUCACUCGUAUUAAAUGAUUUUUUUAUCUUUUUAUCAAAUUUCUAGCCAACGAGUGGAAAUUAUAACUUGAAAUUAUCGUGAACGGAAAAAAAGAGGCACUGUUCUUAAGUAGUAUAAACAAACUUUGAGGUAGACGCGAUCAGACUCCGUAAAUGGAAAUUGUAUUUUAAGUCAGAGCGGACGAAUGAACUUUUAGCUCGGCGAUCCGACAAAAAUCGGACGUGGUGUAACUCGUGACGAGCCGUUGUCGGUUUUAGCCAACGAUCGCCGGUGGAAAACUACAUUAGAUUUCUUCGUGACGUGAAACAUAUAAACGGGGAAACGUAGCGGAGAAACGUCGGGGAGAGAACUCAACACCGAGGCAUUUUACGUCGCAGUGUGCGGGGCACGAAAAGGAUUAGUCUGUCAGUUGGGCGAAACAACGAAGGCGGAUUAGCGGCGAAUCGCGUGAUAAGUCGAAGGUCGGGCCGGAGGGCUCGAAGCGCGGCGGUGUUCGUGUAAUUUAUGCAUUGUAAUAUACCCGUAGAACAAAUAUCAUCGACGUUGGCGAGGGAGGCGGUGAAGAAGACACAGUCCGUUUUCGGUUUUGAAUGUCGAGCUUCUCAACUCGAGGGAUCAAUCUGUGUGCACGAAUAAAUGACGCGAAAGAUGACUUGCGACCGCAACCCAGCUCUCUCAAAAGGGCGAAACAGAGAGGUACACGAAAUGUUUUAGCUCCGAUCAGUUAUGUGUGUGUGUAUGUGUGUGUGCGUGUGUGUGUAUGUGUGUGUGUGUGAAACAUGUACUAUAUUAGUACAUAAGAGCGACCGUACGAUCCCCGAUCCUCGCGUUGUCGAAUUAUCAGACACAUGUAUGCACGCACGUGUAAUCUACUACUCGCGUAAAGCACGAAAGUGGCGAGAGAGAGAGAGAAAGAGAGAGAGAGAGAGAGAGAGAGAGAGAGAGAGAGAGUGUAAAAAGGAGAGAGAGGGGGAGAGAGAAACAUACAGAUAGAUUUAUUUCUCUCUCGCGCACGCAUGCACGCACAUACCACGUGCAAAACUUUACGUUCGAGAGAUGAACGCGACGAGAUGAAGUGUGCUCGCGAAAGGCGAAAAUCGUUUUCAAUUUGUUUAACAAGUUUGUUAUAAAGUGGAACGCAUUCGAUGCUAAGUCCCCCUCGUUGCCACUACGUUCGGGUUUACGUCGAGAAAAACGAGAACGGAAACUAUUAACUCCCACCGGUUAGUGUGAAUUCAACCUGAAACAAGUAUAUAAUCUGUCGGUAACCGAUAGACCUUUCUUAAUUGAAGGCGUCGUAAAGGCUUUCUGGGAAUACAAUUAUCCUUUUAUAUUUACGAAAACGCUUCAUUUCCAAACGUGGCUUUCGAGACUUUUAUUCGUGUAGUAAAAGGUAAACUUAUUGUUAUAAUAUAUACACGCAUAUAUGUGUAUAUAUACAUAUAUAUGUAUAUAUAGAGAAUCCGUUAAACUCUUUUAUAUUUUUAUGUGAAUACGUUGUUUAGGAUUGAUGGUAGCUGUUAUCUUACGGAUACGGAACCCAUCGCGCGCUCGUAAGGGCGCUCCAAGCUCUAGACUUUAAGCGUCGUUAAGGGUUUAGUUGGUUUUUCGUACUUUGUAACGUAGCUUUCGAGAAAAAAAAAAACGUUAGAGGAAUUUUUACAUCGUGACAAGGUCGGUAGAGUAGAGCCGGGCACGCGACGACGAUCGAAACGAUCCUUCAAAUUUCGGCAAGUUGUUCGUGGGAGCCGAGUGACAAAUCUGUUCCUCGAAGCAGAUCGAUCGAUCGUGUAUACUAAGAGAGCGCGUCACUAUCCUUUCCUGCCCUCGAUGGCACGAGACAUAUAAUCGUUACGAUAUACUCGUGGAAUAUAAAAUAACGCGGGAUAGUGGAAUAUAAAAAAAAAAAGGGACACAAAACGCACGCUGUGAAAGAUCGAACGCUUCGAAUAUUUUCUUGGCAUUGACAAAGCGCGAACGCACAUAUCAAAGAGAGAAAAAUGUUGAAUAUAUAAUAAUUGAUUACUUAGUAGUAUUAUUAGCGACUUAAGUCUCGUAAGAUAUAAUUAGAUUGAGGCUAUAUACGAGCGUUAUAAAGUUUCUAUAUAAUUACAGAUUAUAUAAAUAUGUAUUAUAUAUAUAUUGUUCGAGAAAGUAAGCUGGAUCGUCGGCCGAUUAUCGAGUCAACGUUGUUACACGAUGAAACGGUGCAGAGAUGCAACCCUCGCCGAUUCUGGGCGAUCAGCAUGCUGGACACAUAACGUAAAAAAUCCGGGAGAGUAUCUCACAUUUGUUCUCGUGGCUCUUUUCUUUUGAUAUAUAUUUCAUUGUAUCUCGCCAUCUCAAAGCGUCGCAUAUACAUAGGGUUGUACCCCCGUCCAUCACACACACCGCAGUAGUAGGGAGAUUUACGGGAUUACGACGCGUAGAUUUAAAUCACGUCUUACGAGAUUAAUUAGAUCACCGCAGAGUGCUAGAAAGGCGAAACAGAGGGGCGCGAAACGCGAGAAGAAGUAUAAAUAUAUACAUACACAUAUACAUAUAAAUAUAUAAAUACGCAGAUAUAUAAAUAUGUAAAGUAUAUCUAACGUUGUAUACGUUCAAGUCGGCGAUUCCAAGAUGAAACGUUUUAAUACCGAUAAUAACGAUUUCGUUUCUUGAUGUUCGUAAGAUACGUCUUCGACGCGUUACUUAGAUCGGGGCCGAGGCAUAAUUGAUCGUUUUAUGCGUGACGAGCGUACAACGAUAAUUCGCACGAUUGCCGGCAAGUCAAGCUCGCCGCCCAGGCGACUCUGUGUAUGUGUGUGUAUGUGCAAGGGCGGAAAAACAAUUUUCCCGGCUAGGGAGAGACCGAGAGGACCGAAAUACAAGCGCAUCAACGACCACGUUCCAAAGUUCGCGCGGGACGAAUCUCAGCUUAUUAAAAUUAGAGAAUCGCGUAACCGAGUGCGAGUAAGUUUAACGUAAACGGAACUAAACGCAAGCAUAAAGAAAAAAAACAUAAAGUCAUAGUGGAUAAAAAAAGCACCCUCAAAAAAAUAUGAAAGAGCGAAAGGAAGAAUGUUAAAGGGUAACCUGUGGGGUCAGCGUCGGGAGGCCGUUCAGGCUGCUUCGCCGCUCGUGCGAAUCAAAUGCUCGAACGUGACGAUUUCAUCUGAUGCGCUUCGAGAUCAACGAUUCUCAAUGAUCAACGCCUUUUUUCGCGUCUCGAAAAGGAAAAAAAAAACGAAUCGGCCGGUCCUACUUACGACGCUGGCGCCAACGGGCGCGACGCCGCGUGUGCAAUAAAAAGCGAAAUAUAUAAUACAAUAUAUUAAUAUCAUUAUAUACAACAUUUUUACGGCAUAUAUUACGGAUACGAAAGUAGGACAAGCGAUUUAAAAAAAAAAAAGAGAUCAGAAGUUCUAGGAUAAACGAUUACUUGUUGUUGUCUACCAUAGCGUCAUAGCGUAAGUAGGGUACUUAGUCGUAGCUUGUUUCGAGGGAUGCGUGUGAAACGUGCAUGCGAGAAAGUAGCAGUUCGAGAGAGAGAGAGAGAGAGAGAGAGAGAGAGAGAGAGAGAGAGAGAAGGAAAGAAAGAGAGAGAGAACAUGGAACCGUGCGAAUCCGGAGAGACGAGCGAAUGUUUAAGCGACGGAAUGUGAUCCCGAUUACAUAUAAAAAUUUAUCACCUAAUUGCAAAUAUAUAUAUAUUCACAUAUAUAUGUUCUGUACAUAUAUCUAUGUGUAUAUAUAUACAUACUCGGAGGGGCUAGUUACUUAACGAAAGGGAAAAAAAUCAAUAAUUGAUAUAUUAUAUACAGAAUCUAUACAUAUACAUAUAUACUUUUAAAAACGUGUGCCUAUGUGCGCACGUGCGUACGUGCGCGUGCGUGCGCGUACGCGCGGACACUGCAUCUCCUCCACGCACCCCCUCUCGCCAUCCCCCCCGUUCACCCCUUUUCUCCUUCUCUUCCUCUCCCUCUUCCUCCUACGCAACCACCCUCAUCUCUUGCCGCGAGUCAACUCGUUACACGCACUUGCGCACAUAUCCAUUACGCAUUAUCGUAGCCAUGUUGUGUAGGGAUGUCUUAAAUGAGUAAGCUACGAUUUCUCAUGUUACAUAUUAUGCGAAAAAAAAAUGUAAAAAAAAAAAGAGGCGGAGAGAGAAAAAAUUUUGCGAAACGACGAACACAAUUUCUUCCGGUCAUUUGCAGGAUCGUUUGAGGCUUGAACUUAUUACACAUUGAAAUACGCGCGGAUGUUUAAACAAAUAACGGGACAACGAAAGGGAUGAUAAUAUGAAUAAUAAAAAUAUUUCAAAAGAA
Monomorium pharaonis (pharaoh ant) is the source of this 10919-nucleotide messenger RNA. It is a transcript of the gene Nckx30C, whose product is annotated as sodium/potassium/calcium exchanger Nckx30C. Gene Ontology annotation, cellular component: membrane. NCBI's taxonomy places the organism in Eukaryota, Metazoa, Arthropoda, Insecta, Hymenoptera, Formicidae. Gene Ontology annotation, biological process: intracellular calcium ion homeostasis; calcium ion transmembrane transport. Gene Ontology annotation, molecular function: calcium channel activity; calcium, potassium:sodium antiporter activity. The transcript has 7 exons. The record is from RefSeq and is a predicted model, not a curated record. Bases 678 to 2816 code for a protein of 712 amino acids.